AUGUCAAAGCGCGCUCCGGCAGCUGCUUCGGGGAUCCGACGAGUGACCAGGAGUACUACGUCUGCGGCCGUGAGAGGAAGUGCCGAAGCACACGUCAAGAAGGAGGAACAAGAUCAAGAUGGCAUGCCCGUUAAGAAAGAGCAGGAGACCCCUCGGAAAAGACGGACUUCCUCACAACCAGGACAGACACCCGCCAGGAAACGGGUGAAGAAGGAGGAAGUCAGUGGUUUGAUUAGCCCAACCCUGUCUGAUGAUCUAUCUGCUUCAGACUCUUCUCCAAAAAAGUCGAAGCCCAAAAAGUCAGGACCAUCAGAUUUGAAGGCCAAAAAACUGAAAUCCUAUGCCCAAUUUGCCAACCAGUCCCCGUUUCCUGACUUUCACCAUCCAACACCUGAAGAAUGCAAGCUCGCCCACCGAAUUCUUGCCUCCCUCCACGGUCCUCGGAUUCGUCCCAAAGAAGUGGUCGCCUCGACUACGCGAGCAGGAUGUGGCGACUCUCCUUCUGUCCUGGACGCGCUGGUCCGCACCAUUCUCUCUCAAAACACAAGCGACGUCAACUCGACGCGGGCUAAGAGGAGCAUGGACAAGGUAUAUGGAGGGAGUGAUAAAUGGGACGCCAUCGUUGCUGGAGGGGAAGCGAAGCUUCAAGAAGCUAUCAAAUGCGGCGGACUCAGUGCGGUCAAGAGCAAAGUCAUCAUGAGCAUCUUGAAGCAGACAUUCGAAAAGUAUGGCGAGUAUUCUCUGGACCAUUUGCACCAUGCGUCCAGUGAAGAGGCCAUGCAGGAGAUGUUGUCCUUUCAGGGUGUGGGGCCCAAGACGGCCAGCUGUGUGCUGCUCUUCUGUCUCCAGCGUGAAAGCUUUGCUGUUGAUACGCAUGUGUGGCGCAUUACAGGCUUGUUGGGGUGGCGACCCAAAAAUGCCUCCAGAGAUGAGACACAUGCCCAUCUGGAUGUCAUGAUCCCGGACGAGGAUAAGUACGGGCUGCACAUAUUAUUGGUCACACACGGAAAGCGGUGCGAGGAAUGUCGGGCGGGCGGCAAGAAUCUGGGCAAGUGUGAAUUGAGAAAGGCCUUCCGGCAGAAAAAGAUGCACGGCGAGGCAGGAGAAGAAGUUCAGCAAGAAGAGAGGGAGGUAGUCAAGAAAGAGGAGGGAGGGGAUUGA
Molecule: messenger RNA, 1161 nt
Organism: Fonsecaea multimorphosa CBS 102226
Lineage: Eukaryota; Fungi; Ascomycota; Eurotiomycetes; Chaetothyriales; Herpotrichiellaceae
Exons: 1
Coding region: 1-1161 (386 amino acids)
Biological process (GO): base-excision repair
Molecular function (GO): catalytic activity
Source: RefSeq, a predicted model, not a curated record